This is a messenger RNA of Siniperca chuatsi (mandarin fish), 535 nucleotides long. RefSeq lists its product as uncharacterized. The transcript has 3 exons. The coding region runs from base 143 to 457 and encodes 104 amino acids. The record is from RefSeq and is a predicted model, not a curated record. NCBI's taxonomy places the organism in Eukaryota, Metazoa, Chordata, Actinopteri, Centrarchiformes, Sinipercidae.
GCGCAGGAAGUGUUGUACGACGAGGCGGCGACGCUUUCUAGAACUGAACGCAGAAUGUUUUCAUUUGUGUCUUUUCAAAAUCAGUUCUGUCAAAAACAAGCAGCUACAUUUGCACAGACAGUGAUACAGUGAGCAUCUACAAAUGGAGAAGGAAGUGAUGUCAGGAGGGAGCAGCAGCGGUAAAGCUGUGCAGCAGAACAGACAGAAGAGGAGUUCAGACGAGCAGCAGCCUUUACUGAUCCACGGUCUGAGCGUGGAGCGCUACAGAGAAAUCUACCACUCCGUGCUCCAGCCGUCGCUGCUCGCUGCUCUGCCCGCGUCCCAACCGGCCGACUACGUCUCACAGGUCCUGGAGCUGAAGCAGCGUCUGUGGACGGCGCUGAGUCGACCUCGGCUAGAGGAGACGCUCGGGGAGGACGGACGGGUGGAGGUCAAAGAAAUAUUUGACCUGACUUAAGAUGUGAUGGAGAGAAACCUGUGUGUUUGUUUGAUUCAUAGAAACGUAUCAGUAAAUCUAUUUUCUCAAGGACUGAAA